AUGGCCGACCCCUUCGCGGCCGCGGACGACCCCCCCCCCGUCGCCGCCGACCCCUUCGCCGCGGCGGACGAGGCCGCGCCCCCGGCGCAAGAGGACGCCUUCGGCGCCGACCCUCUGGCCGCUGCGCCGGUACAGCAGGACGACCCCUUCGGCGCCGUCGACCCGCCCGAACCCCCGGCCGACCCCUUCCUCGCGGCCGACGCCAGCCCCCAAGCUGAGGCACAACGAGCCUUCGAGGCGAAGGUCGCGGAGCGCGCCGCGAAGGAGGAAGCUUUGACCAAGGAGCGCAAAGAUAAAGCGGAACGAGACCUGGACACGUUCUACGACCAGAACACGGACAAAAAAGCGCAAAAACAAGCGUCGAACCGGGACCACGACGAUGAGCUCAAAGCGAUGUUGGAGAGACCGGUCCCGGCUAACCCCUUCGAGAAGGUCGUCGAGUUGAUCGGCGGCGCGCAAGCCGACGUUGAUAAUGAGGACACGUCCAUCAUGCGCCGCCUGCUGGUGCGCCUCAAGAACGACCCGAAGCGGAGCAACGACGUCGACAUGGACGCGCUGGGGUCGUCCUAG
Pelagomonas calceolata is the source of this 570-nucleotide messenger RNA. The record is from the annotation of a GenBank genome assembly. Lineage: Eukaryota; Pelagophyceae; Pelagomonadales; Pelagomonadaceae.